AAUGGCGUCUAUAAGAACACGAAGCUGACCUGACCUCGGCUCUGCUUUGUUUCAUAGCGUCGAUUCCCUGCAUAUCUCUGCUGCCAACAUCUGGACUAGCUGGACUAGAUCACUCUCCAGUACAUUGGAUCAUUUCUACCUGUUCUCGACUCUAAAGGUUUGCGCAAGCUCGAAGGUCUGGGCAUCCUCAACGCAAUGAAGCUCUCUACCACGCUCGUCUACCUGGCCAUCCUGGCUUCACCUACCUGGACGGCCCCGAUCGAACAGGAUGCUUCGAGCAGCCGAUCCACCAUUCUUGCUGGGCGCCAGCCCCUUACGGACAUCAACACGGGAAACCUCGUCUUGACGCCUCGGGCCAUUGAGGUCGCGCGCCCUGGCGACGUCUUCCAGCCGCCACCUGGAAGAGUGGAACGGGUAAUAAAGGAACUCGGCAAGUAUGCGUGGAACAAGCCUUACAAAAGCGUGGCCUGGGUCCUCGGCUUUCUUGGACCGCCCUUGGCGGCAGUCGGCGCGUUCACGCACGCACAUAAGAUGUCGGAGGAGCGUAAGAAGUAUCUUCGGGAACAUCAACAGCCCCACGGUCGCUCCAUCGAAGAAGAUGACGGCCUAAUUCUUUUGUCGAAGCGCAAUGUAGAUGCAGCCGGUGAGCAGGUGGCUCUGGCAAAGCGUGCUCCUCCCGUUCAGGACGGCAUCCAGCUAGGGACGCUCUUGCACACUGCCGCUCAACGGGAGAGUGAGAGUCAUGCUGCAACACAAGAAGCUGUCGAUGCGGUGGCCCUUGCUAAAAAGAAGCGUCGCCAGGACGUGUUACAUCACGCCAAAUUUGCAAGCGCGGUCGGAGCGCUUGGCGGUGGGCUUGGACUGUUCUACUAUGGAGGUGUGCAACUUGCUCAUUAUGGCAACAAAGAUUUGGAGCCCAAACAUGCCCCAUAGAAAGACCGUCCUACUCGACGCUGUCGCACAGCCAGCCCAACCGGCCACACUUGUUCCCGCACGCAGUCAGCAAGAAGCUACGAUCAAUUGACCAGCAAUCGCUCAGCGCGGCACUUCAGGCUCCACGAUAAUCUCGACCCCGCAACGUCUAAACAAGGUCC
Messenger RNA from Ceraceosorus guamensis, 1094 nucleotides. RefSeq lists its product as hypothetical. NCBI's taxonomy places the organism in Eukaryota, Fungi, Basidiomycota, Exobasidiomycetes, Ceraceosorales, Ceraceosoraceae. The record is from RefSeq and is a predicted model, not a curated record. The transcript has 3 exons. Bases 196 to 933 code for a protein of 245 amino acids.